Molecule: messenger RNA, 553 nt
Organism: Tupaia belangeri chinensis (Chinese tree shrew)
Lineage: Eukaryota; Metazoa; Chordata; Mammalia; Scandentia; Tupaiidae
Product: peptidyl-prolyl cis-trans isomerase NIMA-interacting 4
Exons: 4
Coding region: 70-534 (154 amino acids)
Biological process (GO): rRNA processing
Molecular function (GO): DNA binding; peptidyl-prolyl cis-trans isomerase activity
Source: RefSeq, a predicted model, not a curated record
CUAUGCCUGCUUCCGGAGCAGCUAAAAGAACCGUCUCUCGCAAUGCCGCUUUCAGGCAUUGUUUAGGGCAUGCCCACAGGGCCUGAGGGGACUUGUACGACACCGGAGCGGUUGACUGUUUAUCCGCAAGUCUUGAAGAUGCCGCCCAAAGGAAAAAGUGGUUCUGGAAAAGGGGGUAAAGGGGGAGCAGCGUCUGGGAGUGAUACUGCUGACAAGAAGUCACAGGGUCCCAAAGGUGGUGGCAAUGCAGUAAAGGUCAGACACAUUCUAUGUGAAAAACACAGCAAAAUUAUGGAAGCCAUGGAAAAGUUAAAGUCUGGAAUAAGAUUCAGUGAAAUGGCCACACAAUAUAGUGAAGAUAAAGCCAGGAAAGGGGGUGACUUGGGGUGGAUGACCAGAGGAUCCAUGGUGGGACCAUUCCAAGAAGCAGCAUUUGCCUUGCCGGUCAGUGGGAUGGAUAAACCUGUGUUUACAGACCCACCAGUUAAGACAAAAUUUGGAUAUCAUAUUAUCAUGGUGGAAGGGAGAAAAUAAAAUGAUAUGAAAGACUGAA